CCAGCAGCAGCCUGGAUGUCUCCGUGUUCUCAGCAGUGAGGUGGAUGCAGCUUUAGAGGGAGACAGAGACAGAGGCAGGGACAGAGGCAGAGGCAGAGACAGAGACAGACAUAGAGACAGAGACAGAGAUAGUGAUGCGGUGACACAUGGCUACUGGUGCCGCCUGCAUGUGUGCUCUGACUGCGGCUUCCUCUCACCAUUCACACGGAAACAGCAGAGGCUGCAGGAGCUGCUGGAGGCUGCCGCAACCACCGAACAGGAGCAACCCACCGAAGAGACUCUGAGGACCAGCGACCGGGGACCAUCAUCAUCAUCAUCACCAUCAUCAUCACUCUCUCUUCCUUCUGGUGUUUGUCGUUUGUCCCUGCCGAGCCGCCGUAGCCAUGGGUGAUAACAUGUCCAAACGGCUGAAGCUCAUCUCGUCUUCAGACUCAGAGAUGGAGGAGCGGUCUUUUCCGAACCCUUACCCGGACUGGGACCAGGGACUUCUCACUGCGAGCUCCGCAGCUGACGGACAUGACAGUGAUGACUUUGACGCAGAAGUAACGGCAAACGCUGCCUUCCAGAAGAAGGUCCAGACUAAGAUCAAAGAUCUCCUUCAGCAGAUGGAGGAGGGCCUGAAGACAGCUGACCCACAUGACUUCUCCACCUACACAGGCUGGACAGGUAUUGCCCUGCUGUACCUACAGCUACACAAAGACUCCAAUGAGGCCUCACACCUGCAGAGGGCGCUGGACUAUGUGAAGAGAGCCAUGAGGAUCCUGAAUGGCCGUAAAGUGACAUUCUUGUGUGGCGACGCGGGGCCGCUGGCGGUGGGUGCAGUGGUCAACCACAAACUCAACAACACAGCGGACAGCAAAGACUGUCUGUCUAGACUCCUCCAGCUGCAGAGGUCAGUGCUGAGUCCAGAUUCGGAGAUGCCAGAUGAACUUCUGUAUGGCCGUGCCGGCUACUUGUACGCUUUGCUCUACGUAAACAAAGAGAUGGGAGGCGACACGGUGGAUGAGAACAUCAUUACAAAGGUGGUGACGGCCAUCAUGGAGUCGGGUAAGAACCUGUCAGCUGAGGAGAAGAAAACGGACCGCUGUCCUCUGCUCUACGAGUGGCACAAAAAGCAGUACAUCGGCGCUGCCCAUGGCCUCGCUGGAAUCUACUACAUACUCAUGCAGCCAGGAGCAAAGGUGCAAGCAGACGUGCUGUCAGAGUUGGUCCGUCCCAGCAUCGACUACGUCCGCCACAAGAGGUUCCGUUCCGGGAACUUCCCGUCAUCCCUGAGUAACGAGAGCGACCGCCUGGUUCACUGGUGCCACGGAGCGCCUGGUGUCAUCCAUGUGCUCGUCAUGGCUCAUCAGGUAUUUAAAGAGGAGAAAUACCUGAAGGAGGCGGUGGAGUGUGCUGAGGUGAUCUGGCAGCGAGGUCUGCUCAGGAAAGGCUACGGUAUCUGCCACGGCACAGCUGGCAAUGGCUAUGCCUUCCUGUCUCUUUACAAGGUCACCCAGGACAAGAAAUACCUGUACCGGGCCUACAAGUUUGCAGAGUGGUGUUUGGACUAUGGCACCCACGGCUGUCGCAUCCCAGACAGACCCUACUCUCUCUUUGAAGGUAUGGCAGGAACCAUCUUCUACCUGUCAGAGAUGGCCAACCCUGAAGCUUCCUCGUUCCCUGCCUUUGAACUUUGACCUGCUGAUGGAUGUGUGUGGGGGUCCACUGGACAAUGAUGCACUGCAUUUGUUAUAGUUUUCAACCGUGAUCGUCGUGUUUGUCAUUGAAUGUAUCAGACUGAAGAUGACACGGGACUGAGCAGCAUCAAAGCAAAGAAAUGGAGGAUUAGUCUUGUCUUAGAUCCAGUGAAUGGAUGAAAGAGGAUUCUCAUGUGUUCAUCCUUCUGCUCUGAUGCCUCGUCAUCCUCUUGCAGUGUAAGGUGUUGGGAGGGAAAGACAAUGAUCCUCUGCUCAGCUCCUCAUCAGUGACAGAGGAGAACACACCCUGAGACCCCUGCCUUUAAUAUUGCAGCACCACGGCCAAGAAAGAGGGUGUGUUUGUGUGUGUGUUUGUGUGUGUGUGUGUGUGUGUGUGUGUGUGUACAUGUACUGAAUGUUUACGUCUGUCUUUUUGAGGACCAGUUGAUAGAGUGAGGUAAAAAAAACGGACCUUUUCUUGUCUUUUUGAGAGUUAAGACUUGGUUUCACUGUCAGUGAGGUCUAUGUGUGGAGGUUAGACACUUGAUCCAAUAUUCUCACGGAAACACGUGAGCGCCUCAGUUUCUUGUGCUCCUGUUGUGUUUUCAGUUCAAGUUAAAACUCGUCCUCUUCAGUUAAUUCAACAUGAAAUCCAUCCACUAAUUCAAUAAAGAAAAGAAAUAAAGUUGAAGGAUGGUGGAUGGUUACCAAGGAGAUGAUUUCAUCCUUAAAUCAAACAUUUUUCUAGCGACAAUUAUCAACAGUGUGGCGCGACCGAGUGUAAAUGAUUUCCGUGUGUGACCUCAUGAAGGCGUUUGGUGAGAGGGCGGAGCACAUAUCAAGCAGAGUUUUGCUGACAGCAGCUUUAAUCUGAAGUUAAGGGAUGAUGUCAGUGAGUGUCCUCACAGAGACAGAUGUCUGUGGUGUGUUUCUGCCUCUGCAUGCUCACUGUAAUUGACUGUAGGUGCUUGAUGGUUUCCUCUCCCUGGGUUUAGCAGCUGUGCUGUUGCAUUCCUCCACAUAUUCACUCGCGCCACGUCCUUCUCUCCAGUCAGAGCUGUGUGUUCGCUUCGUUCCGCUUCAUUUGUUUCAGUAUUAGCCGUCAGUUUGUGACUGGAUCCUGUUUUCAGACGUGCACCAGAGUCCACACCUUCUCCUCAAAGGGUUUGAAGGUUACCAGGUCUUUUCUGGGAAAUUUUGCUCCGGCUGCUAAUCACAUUUUGAGCGUUGCUGCAUUGUUGAAUGCUUCUGACCCGUGGCGUGUUCUUCACAUGCUCACAGCAAACUUCACAAAGUGUCUGUCGCUACCCAAACUCUUCUGUUGUGUGCAUGUGCAAAGAGUGACUACUUCCUGCUAAAUGAAUAUUAAAAAUAAAUAUUAUAAUAUUGCAUUUUUAAUAGUUAUGCUUAUGAAAUAAAUCCAUGUUUUCAUGUUCUUUCUUUUUAGUAUAAAUUAAAAUACACGUUUUAAUGCUAUGUUUCAUGGCAGUAGAAAUUCUUAGAAAAUGAAUUAUCUUUCAUUUUAGUUGUGUGGUUACACUUUUUCUUUAUACGUCUAAAACACGAGCAGUAACAGGAAGUAGUCGCACUUUUGCUCAAAGCAGUCUCGCGCUAACGUUUGCGGGUUGCCCCGCCUCUCACCCUAUGUCAGCUGGCAGAGGUAGAGUCUGUCGGUUACAGACAUGAUACCUUCAAUUACAUGAUGUCAUAUUAUUGAAGUAUAAUGCAUUCACCUGAAGAAGGAAGAUGUUUUUUCUUUUGUUGUUUUUCUGUCUCUGUGGUAAAAGUGAGGCGUUGUUUGUUUUCUUUUCACUCAACGGUUGUUAAAAUUUUAACAACCGUCAGUGCUUUUAUCAACAAAGCAAAUAUUGGGAGUUCGAUCUGAGAUGAGCAGCUGGAGGAACCAAAGUACAUGUAAGUGGAGAAGAAUAUUAAGGUGUAACUUGGUGACAUAAAUAGCAUCAGUAGCUGGUGACAGAUGUUUUGUUGCUGCUUUAAUUCAUUAUUGAAGUAAUAUUAUUGUUUGUUACUAAGUGGAGCAUCUCUGUUUCUGCUCUUUUUCCACUUCAGUGAAAUGUGGAAGUAACAUCGUCUUCCUUUGCGAAAGCUGUUUCCACCGCUCUCAUCAUUAGCAUCUAGUGAGUGUGAGCAGUAUGAGCUCAGCAUCGUAACGGGGUGAGACUUGAUCAAUGUUUUCUGGAUUCGCUUCAGCUCCAGUAAACAUUUUCUGAAUAUAAAUUCAGGGAUUGUUUAGCAGUUACUCAGAGUUAAUGACAUAUGAACCGUGUUGGCACUGGAGCAUAAUGUUAAGCUUUACCACAAGUAUUAAAACACUGUUGUAGUCCAACUUUAGAUGGAACUGCUUUGCACUUUAAAGUCAAAUGACUGGUGAUUAAAUUGGGUUGUAAGUGGUUUUUUUUUCUACCAUUUGUCCAUUUUAGUCCAAAGCUAUAAUCCAGUCAUGUGCUCAUUCAGGGUUUGUGUUGUCAGCCUGACACCUGUACACUAUAUCCAAUAAUCCCGACAGCACAUGAAUGCACAAACAGUAAAAGCCUAACUGUAGAUGUUGUCAUGAAUGUCAGUGCAUGAGCAUAAUGUCAACGUGUAUAAAAACUGUGUGUUUGUGUGUUUUCAGGCUCAUCAGUGGAGAUAAUGUCGUGUUUGACUCUGGUUCCUGUUUGUGUAUUUGAUUUGAUUCAGCCUAAUCCGUGUCUCUGUCUGUGUGUGUGUGUGUGUGUGUGUUUUCCCUUUAUUAAAUUGCUGCUUCAGUAACAGGAGUGACACGUCUGUCGUCCCUCGUCCUAAUUGUUCACUUGCUUUUUAUCCACAACUUACAAAUGUCAAGAGAAUUCAUGCUUCUCUGACAUGGUUGGAAAUAAAAGUAGCAGAACCUC
Messenger RNA from Solea senegalensis (Senegalese sole), 4573 nucleotides. RefSeq names its product LanC lantibiotic synthetase component C-like 2 (bacterial) (gene lancl2). The record is from RefSeq and is a predicted model, not a curated record. Lineage: Eukaryota; Metazoa; Chordata; Actinopteri; Pleuronectiformes; Soleidae. The transcript is spliced from 10 exons. Bases 384 to 1679 code for a protein of 431 amino acids. Gene Ontology annotation, cellular component: plasma membrane. Gene Ontology annotation, biological process: carbohydrate metabolic process; peptide modification.